UUUUCAUUUCCUCACUCACUCAUCACUCGCUCCCUCUUGAGUUUGUUGCUGAGUUAGACUCCAUCAAUCCAUCACUACGACAACCAUGACAUCUGUGAAGUACUCCUCUACUUCAUCCUCCCGUUCUUUGGGCGGUGGCCGUUUCAGUAGCGGGAGAGCCCUGAGUGUUCAUGGAGGUGCCGUUAGUCAUGGUGUACGUGUCUCCAGCGGCCCAGCACUCCUCGGCUCUGCAGUUGGAGGCGGCUUUGCUGCAGGUGGCUAUGGUGGAGGUGGCUAUGGUGCAGGUGGUAGCUACUCAUCAAGCUACAGCUCAAGCUUUGGAGGGGCCGGAGGUGGUUUCAGCCUGGGUGAUGCCAUCGAUGUUUCGGCCAACGAGAAGCUGACGAUGCAGAACCUGAAUGAACGUCUGGCUUCCUACCUGGAGAAGGUACGCUCAUUGGAGAAGGCCAACGCUGAACUGGAGCUGAAGAUCCAUCAGUUCCUUGAAGGCAAGACUUCACCCAAGGCCCGAGACUACUCUGCAUACUUUGUCACCAUCAAUGAGCUGCAGAACAAUAUCCAGGAUGCCACACUUGUCAAUGGAGGCAUUUACCUCAACAUCGACAAUGCCAAGCUCGCUGCUGAUGACUUCCGAGUCAAGUAUGAGAAUGAGUUGGCCCUGAGGCAGUCGGUGGAGGGUGACAUCGCCGGGCUGAGGAGAGUCCUGGAUGAGCUGACAUUGGCCAGAUCAGAUCUGGAGAUGAGGAUUGAGGGUCUGAAGGAAGAGUUGGUCUUCCUCAAGAAGAACCACGAGGAGGACCUCCUUGCUGCACGGUCUCAGAUGAGUGGUCAAGUCCAUGUGGAAGUCGACGCCAAACCACAGGAAGACCUCAGCAAAGUCCUCGCAGAGAUCCGUGAGCACUAUGAAGCUGUCACGGCUAAAAACAACCGAGAGCUUGAACAAUGGUUCCAUAGCAAGACUGAGGAACUAAACAAAGAAGUCGCUAUCAGCACAGAGACACUCCAGACCAGCAGAUCAGAGAUCACAGAGGUGAAGCGUACUCUGCAGGGGCUGGAGAUCGAACUGCAGUCACAACUCAGCCUGAAAGCGUCCCUGGAAAACACACUAGCAGACACACAGGCUCGCUAUGCACAAAUGCUAGCAGGCUUCCAGGUGCAGGUGGAGAGUAUGGAGGAGCAGCUGGUGCAGCUUCGGGCUGAUCUCAGUCGCCAAUCUCAGGAGUAUCAGAUGCUCCUGGACAUCAAGACCAGACUGGAGCUGGAGAUCGCCGAGUACAGGAGACUACUGGAUGGAGAAGCUACAUCAAGCAGCAGCACCUCCAGCUCGAGCACCACCAGAAAAGUGGUGACAGUGGUGGAGGAGGUGGUGGACGGCAGAGUGGUCAGCAGCACUUCCAGAGCCAUCACAGAGAAACACUGAGAAAACACAGUGAAUGAGAAGAACACAAACAUCCUCCAAAAAACCUGAAUUACGGCAAUGCGAAAACAUCAAUAAAGUGUUCAAGCUCUUAAA
Messenger RNA from Neoarius graeffei (lesser salmon catfish), 1513 nucleotides. Its product is annotated as keratin, type I cytoskeletal 50 kDa-like. The transcript has 7 exons. Lineage: Eukaryota; Metazoa; Chordata; Actinopteri; Siluriformes; Ariidae. Bases 86 to 1420 code for a protein of 444 amino acids. The record is from RefSeq and is a predicted model, not a curated record. Gene Ontology annotation, molecular function: structural molecule activity.